Durotheca rogersii is the source of this 1398-nucleotide messenger RNA. RefSeq lists its product as uncharacterized. The record is from RefSeq and is a predicted model, not a curated record. Lineage: Eukaryota; Fungi; Ascomycota; Sordariomycetes; Xylariales; Xylariaceae. The coding region runs from base 173 to 1252 and encodes 359 amino acids. The transcript is spliced from 5 exons.
CCUCCCCUUCGCUGUGUUUCUUAGAAAUCCAUUAGGGCGACCGGAAAUCUUUCCCAUAGUUGCUCUUUUCUCGUUCUCCCGCGCCCCGAGGAUAAAUUGUGACAUUAUUACUAUGGAUUUAAGCUAUGAGCUCUCGCUAUUCUUGCUUCGCUUGCCUUGAUUGAUCGCAACGAUGGUUCAGCAGCUAGGAAGUCUCACCUAUUUGUUUCCACAGAACGGCCUUGGGAAGGCUGGCUUCAUCUUCGAUACUAUUUUUCUCUUCCUGUGUUUCGUAGCGACUGGGCUUAGAUUAUGGUCUCGACGGCUGCAGAAGACAUCUUUGCGAUUAAAUGACUGGUUGAUACUUUUCUCAUUAAUCAUCUUCCUACCACCAUAUGCCCUACAGUCCGUCUUAUUCAUCAAAUAUGGAGUUGGACUCAACAUAGACAAGAUUUUAACAAUCGGGGGACCAGGUAUUAUGAUACGCAUUUGGCGGCUUUCUUACGCUAUGGAUAUCUUCUGGAUUCUUCUUGUCACUCUUAUCAAACUCUCUGUUCUACACUUUUAUAUUACCAUCUUUCGCCAACCUAUGUUCAUUCGUAUCGUCUAUGCCACUGCCGCACUCUGCGCCGCUUUCUGUAUCGGUGCUUUGGUUGAGGUAGUCGUGUUAUGUCCACCCAGGGGUGGCUGGCGCCCGGAUGGCCUCUUAUUUCGCUGCGACAACAACAGCUCAAUACUGCUCACUUUGGGCACCAUAGACCUGGCGAUAGAGAUCCUAGUCAUAAUGCUUCCUAUGCCGGUUUUAUGGAGGCUAAAGCUCCCCACAGCCAAAAAAGUGGCGUUGACAGCAAUUUUCGGAAUGGGAUUUCUAAUCAUAGCUUUCACCUCGAUACGGAUACGCUUUAUACUGAAUCUCAACGAUUCGGGGGACAUAUCAAGUCCAGUGCUCAUGCAAAUUUUCAGCGCCGCUAUGCCGCUCCUUGGUAUAAUCAACGCAAGUCUGCCAGUAAUGGCGCCGGCUCUACGGGAAAUAUACCGUUCUUCAUCCCGCAUAUGGCGUAAGCUUAGGAAGUCUACCGAUAACUCGACCGACAGCCGUCGAUCUCCGGUGUCUCCUAAGCCUAGUGGACCGGAAGUAAGUGUAGUUGAAAAACGCAACCUCUCAGGUGCCGUCGAACCCAACCAAAUCCGCAUUACUACGGCCUGGGAGGUGUCGUCGACACCGGCCUCGGAAUCGGAUCAUGCGAGGCAGGGAAUGUAUGCGUACGUAUAGAAACUUGCAAAGGCGCAGAUGACAUAGGGUAAAGAGGCCAGCGGGUAAAACCAACUAAAAUCACAGUCUAUGCGGUAUUAUAGAAGAAAAUGGCGAAUUAUUGCUCGCUAAUAGCAAUACACUUGCGGUCACCACCACGAUGUGCC